GCGGAAGUGGCGGAAGCGGAAGUGGAGGGGAAGCGGAAGUGGCCGUUGCCAUGGCGGCGGUUGCGGCCUAGGCCGGGCCUGGGGCUGUUCUUUCCCCACCACGUUCCUGGGAUUCCUGGGGGCCGCCGGGAUGACGCAGGCGGAGCUGCGGCUCUGCUCCCUGCUGCUCCAAGAGCACUUCGGGGAGAUCGUGGAGAAAGUCGGGAAUUCCCUGCUCCGGACGGGCCCGCGGCCGCUGCGGCUCCUGGUGGGCGACACGGGGCUGCUCCUGGAUCAGGUGAAGAAGGCCCUUUGUGUCCUGCUCCAGCACGACCUGGUGCGGUACGAGGUGCAGCCCCGCGGCUCCGUGGAAUACGAGGCCCGGAGCGAGCGGAUCCUGCGGAUCCUGCGCUACCCCCGCUACAUCUACACGGCCAAGACGCUCUACGGGGACCCCGGGGAGCUGCUGGUGGAGGAGCUGCUGCUCCACGGCCACCUCUCCAUGAGCUGCGCCGUCGCCAGGGUGGCCGACCGCCUCACCGAGACCAUGGAAGGUGGGAGGGAAGCUCCUGCCUGGAAAAAAAAGCGGAGCGGGUUUGGGAAUGUGGGAGCAGAGGAUUUGUGGGGUGUUCGUGGUAAGGUCGUGGUGGUGGCCACGGUGUUGCCAUGUGCUCCAGAGCCUCAGGAACAUCCUGGAUCCGGCUGAUGGAGACCAUGGAGGGUGGGAAGCACCUCCUUGGA
Molecule: messenger RNA, 720 nt
Organism: Neopelma chrysocephalum (saffron-crested tyrant-manakin)
Lineage: Eukaryota; Metazoa; Chordata; Aves; Passeriformes; Pipridae
Product: DNA-directed RNA polymerase III subunit RPC3-like
Exons: 3
Coding region: 131-685 (184 amino acids)
Cellular component (GO): RNA polymerase III complex
Molecular function (GO): single-stranded DNA binding
Source: RefSeq, a predicted model, not a curated record